CACUUGAGAGUUACUAACCGUUUUGAAAGCAAGCACUGGAAUUUGGGGAUGGAGGGCGGUGAGAACAUUCUAGAUGCUAUUAUCUACGAAGAAGAUGAUGUUGAGAUGGUUGACGUUGAAGAAGGUGAACUGGUUGAAGAAGAAGAAGACCAUCAUCGAAACGGUGUCGCCGCCACACAGGAUCAUAAUCUCAUUCAUGAAGCAGAAAAUAAUCGCAAUGAUAUUAAUCAAAAACCAAAAGCUCUGAGUAAAAAUCGGAAGCGUAAAAACAAGAGAAAGAGAAAGGCUUUAGGAGGAUCGGAUGCACCCAUCAACAUUGACAGGUUUGUGAUAGAGACAUGUCGGCGUCUGAAAGAGAAAAAGUCAUACAUGGUAUAUACAGCUUUAGGUUGCCUUGGGGUUUCUGCGUUAAGCGAUAUCGUCAAAGAGGUAGACGCAAUACAGUCCUGUGGAGGCCAGCAGACAGCUGAUGGUAAGCGAUUUCGGACAGGGGGUGGUGUAUUGUGGAACAUCAUUAAAGUUCGAGAACCAAAUGCCUACAAAGAGAUAAUGAAAAAAGCGAGGGAGUUUGAGAAGCAAUUCAGGCAGCCAAGUUUUAAGCAGCCAUCCAUGCAAAAAGAGGAGGAUUCUUCUCAAGUGGUGCCCUGUCCAUCUUCUAGUGCGCAUCAGGGAAAUGUGUCUGACAAUCCUACUUGCGCAUCACAAUUGCAAGAUCAAGAUAAACCACCAGGUUCUGAAAAGAAACGUGUUCCUGUUCGUGACAGAUUAAGGAUACCUGUUUCCUACGAUGAUGAUCUGCUUGGAGCAACGGUUGAAAAUGAUGUAACCUUGCCCUGAAUGGAAAAAGCCUUCAUCCUGUAACAUUUUUUAUUCAUUUCUACAAACCUUCUUUCUUCUUUCCAUACUCUUCUUUUUCAGCCUUAUUUUUGCUUGUGACAACAAGUUCACAGAUGGAGCAGUAUGGUUCCAUUUGGAUUUUGCAUGAAAGAUUUGCAGUUUCAAAAGAUAGGACAAUUACUUAUCAUAGUUAACUGGCAUUUCAAAUUUUGAUACAAAAUGUUUUAAUAAAAUAUAUACUGUUGGUAGAUUGUUGUUGAAAA
Messenger RNA from Medicago truncatula (barrel medic), 1100 nucleotides. RefSeq lists its product as uncharacterized. Gene Ontology annotation, biological process: snRNA export from nucleus. NCBI's taxonomy places the organism in Eukaryota, Viridiplantae, Streptophyta, Magnoliopsida, Fabales, Fabaceae. The coding region runs from base 49 to 837 and encodes 262 amino acids. The record is from RefSeq and is a predicted model, not a curated record. The transcript is spliced from 4 exons.